This is a messenger RNA of Paraglomus occultum, 212 nucleotides long. The record is from the annotation of a GenBank genome assembly. NCBI's taxonomy places the organism in Eukaryota, Fungi, Glomeromycota, Glomeromycetes, Paraglomerales, Paraglomeraceae.
ACGGCCCUCCGGAUGGAGGAGCGUACCGAGGAAAAGGAACGACGACCGACGAGCCUUCAUUUCCGAGCGCAACUGGCAAGGAGCCUGGCAGACGGUACGCGUACAGGAUUACAUUCAAUCUAACGGAUUCAACAGUCUUAAAGACAUGUGAGAAGCUGCAACAUAAUAUCCUUAUCACGGACCUGGAUCAGACUAUCGUCAGCAAGGCGUAA